AUGAGCGAAGAAAACAAGAACGGAAGAAAGAAAAUACUUGAAGAGCACGAAAAGAUGGAAACCAUGCGCAGAUCCAUCUUGAACCUGAAAGACCUCACUGUAAAGUGCAACUCCUACAUCAAUGACGACAUUUCGUACAUCGACAAAAUGGUCAGCCAGGGGAACGAUGAUGCCUCUGGGAUAAACAGAAUAAUAAGAAAGAUCCAGGAGGUAAAAAAGGACAGUUUUAAUUUUAUUUUGGCCAUCACUGUUCUCAUUCUCUUUUUGCUCUUGUUCUUUGGUCUUCUGUUCAAGUAA
Molecule: messenger RNA, 297 nt
Organism: Nematocida minor
Lineage: Eukaryota; Fungi; Microsporidia
Exons: 1
Coding region: 1-297 (98 amino acids)
Source: RefSeq, a predicted model, not a curated record